CAACUACAGCCAGACAUGAUAAUGCUUCGACUCGAACUUUACACUCGUCAUCCAUCAAUUCCAGUCGGCCAAUGUCUUUUUUUCGUAGAAUCUCUCGUCGGCUUCAUACUCAUCCCAACCGUCGUUUUGGUCGACAAAGAACCUCAAGUCCUAACAAUGUUACUUCUGUAGCUCCUUCUAUGACUUCAUCUGUACGUCGAGCUACUGUCGCUGCUACUCAUGCUGCAGCUGCUGCUACUGGUCCUCUUCCUCCAUUACCGUUUCUUCAUAUUGAUCCUCAUCCGUCCAAUAGUUCGGCCGCUUCCACAACUUCUGCCAUCUCUAAUGCUUCUGAUAUUUCACAAAUUAUUUCUGAAAUUAUAUCUACCGCUGUCUUGUCAUCAAUACCUUCUGCUCAUGGUGACAUUAACAACAACAACAACAACAACAAUUCCUCUAAUGGUAUAUUUGUUCAUGAUAGUACUUCAUUCUUCCGUUAUAUGCAAAUGCCAAUUCGAUCUCAGCAACAUCAUCACAACCACCACCAUCAACAAGAUCGUUCCUCUUCAACUGAUGAACAAUGGUCAACGAAUGGAGCUUCACCACAAACUGUUUUACCUAUAUUUAUUGUUGGUUAUCGUACCAAUGCAGUGGAUUCUUCUUCUCCUCCUACAACAGCAACAACGACUACUACUACUACUAAUAGUAAUACUCCUACUACUCCUACUUCCAAUGGUACAACUACUUCGACAGCUCCUCCACCUAUGCCAACUAUUCCCACAUAUCUACCAACUGGCCCUCGUUUACGUCGACCUCAUUCUGCCAUUUCAACCUCUUCUUCUUUAGCAACUUUGCAAUCUAUGCCAAUAUCUAUUCAAUCCAACCGUACCAAUCAUACUUCACAAACAGCUCUUCAUGCCCAACAGAACCAACAUCAUCCAUCCACAACAUCACUUCCUCAACAACAACAACAACAACAACAACAACAACAAUCACAGCCUCAGCAACAAAGGGAAUCGUUAGCAUCAUCAUCGGCUUCAUCCACUCGUUCUUCAUCAUCAUCAUCAACAGGAAGUGGACGUUGGUUAAUUUAUGUCUUAAGUGGUCAGCAUCAUCACUAUCCAUCUCCUACUUCAUCGAACAACAGUACAUCCACUCAUCCACUUUUACAACAUCCUGCUUUGGCCCGUCUCUCUGACAAUCCAACAUAUGAAGAUUUGCUUUGGUUAUCAAGUGUCUUGGGAUCUGCUCGUCCGGUGACGACUACACAACAUGCUAUUGAUGCGACUUUACCUAUUCAUUUAUGGUCGGACGAAACAACAAAGCGAACCAUGUUACAAGAUACAGAACGAUGUCUAGUGUGUUUGGAUGAUUUUACCCCGAAACAAUCUGUGCGUGUACUCAAGUGUCGUCAUGUCUUUCAUGUAGAAUGUGUUGAUCGUUGGCUUGUGGAAGCACAUAAUUCUUGUCCUGUAUGUCGUGGUGUUCCUGUUACUACUCCAGCUUCUCCUCCUGUUGCUUGAUAAUGGUCCUUUUUAUUAUUGUAUCAAUCCCUU
Messenger RNA from Halteromyces radiatus, 1535 nucleotides. RefSeq lists its product as uncharacterized. The record is from RefSeq and is a predicted model, not a curated record. NCBI's taxonomy places the organism in Eukaryota, Fungi, Mucoromycota, Mucoromycetes, Mucorales, Cunninghamellaceae. Bases 72 to 1502 code for a protein of 476 amino acids. The transcript has a single exon.